Messenger RNA from Pichia membranifaciens NRRL Y-2026, 1506 nucleotides. RefSeq lists its product as hypothetical. Gene Ontology annotation, biological process: proton transmembrane transport; ATP metabolic process. The coding region runs from base 1 to 1506 and encodes 501 amino acids. The record is from RefSeq and is a predicted model, not a curated record. Gene Ontology annotation, molecular function: proton-transporting ATPase activity, rotational mechanism; ATP binding. Gene Ontology annotation, cellular component: proton-transporting V-type ATPase, V1 domain. The transcript is spliced from 2 exons. NCBI's taxonomy places the organism in Eukaryota, Fungi, Ascomycota, Pichiomycetes, Pichiales, Pichiaceae.
AUGUUAUCAGACAAGGAGCUAUUCGAUUUAAACAAAAAGGCCGUCACACAAGGCUUCAACAUCAAGCCACGUUUGGACUACAACACCGUUGGAGGUGUCAAUGGUCCAUUGGUGAUCUUGGAAAACGUGAAGUUCCCAUCGUACAAUGAGAUUGUCGACUUGACCUUGCCAGACGGAACCACCAGAGCGGGACAAGUCUUGGAGGUGAGAGGUGACAAGGCUGUCGUCCAAGUGUUUGAAGGUACCUCCGGUAUCGACGUCAAGAAGACCAGGGUCGAAUUCACGGGCUCCAGUUUGAAGAUUCCUGUUUCUGAAGAUAUGUUGGGUAGAGUGUUUGAUGGUUCCGGUAGACCAAUCGACAACGGACCAAGGGUCUUUGCCGAAGACUACCUCGAUAUCAACGGUUCCCCAAUCAACCCGUACGCCCGUAUCUACCCUGAAGAAAUGAUUUCCACCGGUAUCUCUGCUAUCGACACGAUGAACUCCAUUGCCAGAGGCCAGAAGAUUCCUAUUUUCUCUGCUUCGGGUUUGCCACACAACGAGAUUGCCGCACAGAUUUGUAGACAGGCAGGCUUAGUCAGACCUACAAAGGACGUCCAUGACGGUCACGAGGACAACUUCUCCAUUGUCUUUGCUGCUAUGGGUGUCAACUUGGAAACGUCCAGAUUCUUCAAACAGGAUUUCGAAGAAAAUGGUUCCCUAGAAAGAACUUCCUUGUUCUUGAACUUGGCCAAUGAUCCAACCAUUGAAAGAAUUAUCACACCAAGAUUGGCUCUUACAACAGCAGAGUACUUGGCUUACCAGACCGAAAGACACGUGUUGACCAUCUUGACUGACAUGUCUUCCUACGCUGACGCCUUGAGAGAAGUCUCUGCUGCAAGAGAAGAAGUCCCAGGUAGAAGAGGUUACCCAGGUUACAUGUAUACCGAUUUGUCUACUAUCUACGAAAGAGCUGGUAGAGUCGAAGGUAGAAAUGGUUCCAUCACCCAGAUCCCAAUUUUGACUAUGCCUAACGAUGAUAUCACACAUCCAAUUCCAGAUUUGACCGGUUACAUUACCGAGGGUCAAAUAUCCGUCGAUAGACAGCUACAUAACAGAGGUAUCUACCCUCCAAUCAACGUCUUGCCUUCCUUGUCGAGAUUAAUGAAGUCUGCCAUCGGUGAAGGUAUGACCAGAAAGGACCACGGUGAUGUUUCCAAUCAAUUGUAUGCAAAGUAUGCCAUCGGUAGAGAUGCUGCUGCUAUGAAGGCCGUUGUUGGUGAAGAAGCAUUGUCAACAGAAGAUAAAUUGUCUUUGGAGUUUUUGGAGAAGUUUGAAAAGACCUUCAUUGCCCAAGGUGCUUACGAAAACAGAUCCGUUUUUGAAUCUCUUGAUCUCGCCUGGUCUUUGUUGAGAAUUUAUCCAAAGGAAAUGUUGAACAGAAUUUCUCCAAAGAUUUUGGCCGAAUUCUACGAUCGUGAGAGAAACGACGAAGACGAAGAAGAAGAAGAAGAAAAGGACAGCUAA